AUGAAGAAGAAUGACAAACUUAGAGUUUGUGUGGAUUUUCGCAAUUUAAAUAAUGCCACUACAAAAGAUGAAUAUCCAAUGCCUGUGGCCGAUCAACUUAUUGAUUCGGCCGCUAAGCAUGAAAUAUUGUCUUUUAUGGACGGCCAUUCAGGUUAUAAUCAAAUCUAUUUAGCCGAGGAAGAUAUUCAUAAAACGGCUUUUAGAUGUUCUCGGUCAAUUGGUACUUUUGAGUGGAUUGUGAUGCCAUUUGGCCUAAAAAAUGCUGGGGCUACUUAUCAAAGGGCAAUGAACUCUAUCUUUCAUGAUAUGAUUGGCCGAUUCAUGGAAAUUUAUAUAGAUGAUGUAGUUGUGAAAUCAUCGGCCAAGAGACAGCAUUUGGAACACUUGAAAAGGGCCUUUGAAAGGAUGAGGAUUCACAAAUUGAAAAUGAACCCAUUGAAGUGUGCAUUUGGAGUUUCAGCCGGGAAUUUCUUGGGGUUCUUAGUACACAAACGAGGUAUUGAAGUUGAUCAGAACAAGGUUAAAGCUAUUAUAAAUGCUAGGGCCCCAGCCAACAAAAAACAAGUGCAAAGGUUCCUCGGCCAGAAGGCCUUUGACAAAAUAAAAGAGUAUUUGGCAAACCCCCCGGUUGUAAUGCCUCCAAGAAAGAAGUGGCCGUUAAAGCUUUAUUUAUCGGCCGCAGAAGAAUCAAUUGGUAGUAUGCUCGCACAAGACAAUGAACAUGGAAAGGAACAGGCUGUCUACUACCUGAGUAGAGUACUAAUUGAUGUAGAAUGUAGAUAUUCCUCAAUUGAGAAGCUUUGUUUAUCUUUGUACUAUUCGGCCAUGAAGUUGAGAGUAUACAUGCGGCCUGUUGAUGUUUACAUUCUUUGUCAGACUAACGUGAUCAAGUAUAUGCUAUCAAGGCCAUUGAUCACUGGCGGAAUAGCUAUAUUCUUAACUCCUUGGAUCUUGAUAUUUGAUGGAUCAAGCACGGCUGAUGGAGCAGGAGCAGGUAUUGUUAUUAUUUCGCCAGCUGGCAGAAAGGCUUCAUUCUCUUUCUUUUUAGAUUUUAAAUGUUCAAAUAAUCAGGCCGAAUAUGAAGCGCUUAUAAUCGGCCUGGAGAUUUUAAUUGAAAUGGCUUUCUGGCCGAGAGGGCAGAAUAAGGAGGCCAACAGCAUGGCCCAAGCAGCCUCUGGAAUAAGAGUACCAGCCGGAAUAGAAGAUCAGUUGAUAAAGAUAACACGAAGAUCUUUGCCAUUGGCCGAAUUGAGAAAUACUAUGUUGUUUGAUACUUGGACAAUUGAUGUAGAAGAUUUGGCCGAUGAUGACUGGAGGAUACCAUUUAUAAUGUUUCUUCGAAAUCCAAACAUCAAGGCUGAUAGAAGUAUUAAAAGAAAAGCGAUCAACUUUGUGCUUCUAGAUGGGGAUCUAUACAAAAAAGGGUUAGAAGAUGGGCUCCUACUACAAUGCAUAAACAAGGAGGAAUCACUUCAGGUUAUGGCCGAGGUACAUGAGGGCAGCUGUGGGGCUCACCAAGCUGGGAUUAAAAUGAGAUGGCUGAUUCGUAGGUAUGGAUAUUAUUGGCCGAGGAUGAGGAAAGAUUACAUAGAUUACUCAAAAGGUUGUCAAGCUUGUCAAAGACACGGGCCGAUUCAAAAUGUACCAGCAAAAGAAUUACAGCCAAUAAUCAAACUUUGGCCAUUCAGAGGUUGGGGCCUUGACCUUAUUGGUAAAAUUAAUCCACCAUCAAGCGAAGGCCAUCACUGGGUGAUUGUUGCCACAGAUUAUUUUACUAAAUGGGUUGAGGCCAAGGCUUGCAAAGCGGUUGAUCAGCAAACAGUGAAUAAUUUCAUGGAACAAAACAUCAUCCACAGAUUUGGGAUUCCAGAAACACUUGUUUCAGAUAAUGCAACAGUAUUUAGGGCAACUGAUGUAUUACAAUUCGGCCACAACAUGAAUAUUCAUAUGUCAGCCUCUAUGCCAUACUAUGCUCAAGUUAAAUCAGCCAGAGUUGCUUUUCAAAAUAAUCUAACUCCAGCUGAUUAUACUCAAGUAAUGUUGGUAGAAUUGGAAGAUUUGGAUAAAGUUAGAAGGGAUGCUUUGGAUCAUAUCAUAGCUCACAAGAAGAAGGUGAUGAGGAUCUACAACAAGAGGGUAAAACCUAAGUCUUUUGCUGAAGAAGAUUUGGUUUGGAGAGUUGUUUUGCCAGUGGGUAAAGUCGAUAAGAAAUAUGGGAAGUGGUCCCAAAAAUGGGACGGGCCAUACUUAGUCCAUCAAGUCUUAAGUGGAGGAGCAUAUAGGCUGAAGUAUUUCAGUGGCCGAUUACAUGACUACCCCAUUAAUGGCAAGUACCUCAAGAGGUACGUACCGGCAAUCUUUGAAAGGGAAAAUUAG
Molecule: messenger RNA, 2376 nt
Organism: Cornus florida
Lineage: Eukaryota; Viridiplantae; Streptophyta; Magnoliopsida; Cornales; Cornaceae
Exons: 5
Coding region: 1-2376 (791 amino acids)
Biological process (GO): DNA integration
Molecular function (GO): nucleic acid binding
Source: RefSeq, a predicted model, not a curated record